Messenger RNA from Cotesia congregata, 1547 nucleotides. The record is from the annotation of a GenBank genome assembly. NCBI's taxonomy places the organism in Eukaryota, Metazoa, Arthropoda, Insecta, Hymenoptera, Braconidae.
GGAAAUACAGAAUGGCUUUUGCGAUAAAAUAUUGGAUUCUGGAUUGUGUCAUAUUAUUAUCAACAUUGGUAAUUAUUGCUUACCUCUACAUGACGCGAAAGUUCAAGUACUGGAAGAAAAGAGGAGUCGCUGAGAUUCCACCGAUUCCGUUUGUUGGAAAUUUCGGUGAUUGUUUGAUGACCAAACGAUCGGGUGGUCAGUGGGCUCAGGAUAUGUAUGAAUGGAGCGCUGGCCUACCUUAUAUGGGUUUUUACGUUUUCGACAGACCGUUUCUUUUACUCCGUGAUCCAGAGCUUAUUAAGAACAUACUUGUUAAGGAUUUCAAUUAUUUUAGCGACAGGUUCGCUAAAGCCAGUCCUCACGAUAGAAUCGGAGAUGCUAAUUUAUUUUUUAUAAAAAAUCCCCAAUGGAAGAUAGUGAGAAAUAAUCUCACACCGAUUUACAGCUCCGGGAGAAUCAAAAAAAUGUUUGAGCUUAUGGUUGAUGUUGGAGAUGAUCUUAUGACGCUUAUGGAGUCUCAUAAUUUUCAAGGUAACGGAGGGAUAAUAGAAGUUAAAGAACUGAGCGCGAGAUUCACCACAGACAUGAUUUCUACAACUGCAUUUGGAAUCCGAGCUAACUGUUUAAAUAAACCAAAUGCAGAAUUUAGGGAGAGCGGACGGAGAAUAUUUCACCCGACUUUGUAUCGUAAUUUUGAAGCAAUGUCAUUAUUUUUUGCACCCCAAUUGGCGACUCCUUUGGGACUUAAAUUUGUUCCAAAAGAAAGUGCUAAAUUUUUAAGAAAUUCCCUGUGGGAAGUUAUCAACGAGCGAGAACGAUCUGGAAGUAAAAGAGGGGAUUUAAUUGAUGCGCUUAUAUACUUGAGAAGUAAUAAAGCUCAUUUAUUCAACGAUCAAUUUAAAGAUUUUGAUGGUGAUAAUUUACUGGCUCAAGCGAUAGUAUUUUUAAGUGCAGGUUUUGAAACUUCUUCCUCUACAAUGAGCUUCACACUCUACGAAAUGGCGCUUCAACCCGAAAUUCAAAAUAAAUUAAGAGCUGAAAUUAUUAAAGGACUCGAACAGACUGACGGAAAAAUUACUUAUGAUUUGGUAGCUAUGAAUUUUCCGUAUUUGGAUAUGGUUAUUGCUGAAACUUUGAGAAAAUAUCCUCCACUUCCUGUCCUAGAUCGUGUUACUAAUGAAAACUAUAAAAUUCCAAAUUCAAAUCUUGUUUUGGAAAAAGGUACACCUGUUAUGAUUUCUAUAUCUGGAUUGCAUAUGGAUCCUGAGUAUUUUCCCAAUCCAGAAAAAUAUGAUCCCGAAAGAUUUUCAGAAGCUAAUAAAAAAACACGAAAACCAUGUGUUUAUUUGCCCUUCGGAGAAGGACCACAUGUUUGCAUUGGUAUGCGGAUUGGCUUGCUACAAACAAAAAUUGGACUUUUAAAAUUAUUACCCAAGUAUGAAUUUUCAACUUGUAAGGAAACUUUGAUUCCUAUGCAAUUUAAUACUAAAUCUAUUGUGACUUGCGCUCAAGGAGGUGUUUUUCUUAAUGUUAAAAAAUUAAAUUUA